GAUUACUUUUCUUAAAUAUAUUGUAUUGAAAAUAUAGUUUGACCUUGUGAUCAUAUGUCAUUGACUUCUGAAAUUAAUAAACAAAAAUGUCAGAAGAAUCAAAGCCCAGUCCCCUCCUCUCUUUCUAUGAGAACUUUCUCCUCAGUGGGGCUGCUGCCAUCAUCUCAAAGACUGCAGCUGCCCCCAUCGAAAGAGUGAAGCUGUUGGUUCAGAACCAGGGUGAGAUGAUCAAGAUGGGUAGAUUGGACAGGCCUUACAAUGGUGUCAUUGACUGCACUGUUAGAACAUUUAAAACUGAAGGAAUCCUUCCAUUCUGGAGAGGUAACUUAGCCAACUGCAUCAGAUACUUUCCAACUCAGGCAUUGAACUUUGCUUUCAAGGACAAGAUCAAGGCCCUCUUUGUAAUGAACAAGAAGGACCCAUACAUGGUGAACUUCAGCAAGAAUGUUGCAUCAGGAGGUGUUGCUGGUGCCAUGUCACUUGUCUUUGUCUACUCCCUUGACUACUGCAGAACCAGGCUUGCCAACGAUGCUAAGGCAAGCAAGAAAGGCGGUGGUGAUCGUCAGUUCAAUGGCAUGGUUGAUGUCUACCGUAAGACCAUUGCUUCAGACGGUGUUGUUGGUCUGUACAGAGGCUUUGUGAUAUCCUGUGUUGGUAUCAUCGUGUAUCGUGGUUGUUACUUUGGUUUCUAUGAUACUCUCAAACCCAUUGUACUUGGAGAUAAUGCUGGACUCAUGAUAUCAUUCGCUCUUGGAUACAUUGUGACAAUCACCUCUGGUUUGAUAUCCUACCCCAUUGACACCAUAAGACGACGCAUGAUGAUGACCAGCGGUGAGGCAGUCAAGUACAAGGGCUCAAUUGACUGUGCUGUCAAGGUCGUCAAGUCAGAAGGGUUCAUGUCACUCAUGAAAGGAGCCGGUGCAAACAUCUUGAGAGGAGUGGCUGGUGCUGGUGUCUUGGCCGGAUUCGAUAAAUUCAAAGCCCUGUACGUCAAAUGGAGGGUCGGCUAAGUAUCUGACAUGGCUACCAAAGAUAUUAAAUAAGAUGAAGAAGUUAACAAAUAACAUUUGUUAUGAUUAUUAUUAGUUGAUGAUGAUGACGUGAAGAUGAUGCUGAUCGUUAACGAUACUAUGAAUUAGAUGAAUGUGAUGUUAUUUUCGUUUGACUCAAUGAUAAAUAAAUAUAGGGAAGUUAAUGUUAUCAAUGUCGUUGUUCUUGUGUAUGUUUAAAAAUUAUUUAUUAGAUGAUUUUUCGGACUAAGAUGAUUUCUAAUCCUAAACUAGGGAGCAAACAUUUUUUUUAUUAGAAGUAAGAUUAGAUUUGAAGGUAAAAUGUUUAUUAAUAUUAAAGUUGGAGCGUUUAUUUUCUUUUCUCUCGUAGGUAUUUUCAUUUCCGUAUCUAAAUUUUGUCCUGACUUUAAAAAUAUUUAUACCUUGAUAAUAUUCAGCUUUUCUGCAUUGUUAUACACAUUCAUUCGUCUAGUGUUGUGUGGUUAGUUAGUGAAGUGAGUAGGAACUUAAUAAAUCUUAUUCCAAUUCAAUUAUGGGGUAAUUUCUGUUGUAUAUUCUGAAGUAGCUCUUGAGAAGUUUGUACGCUAUCGGUUUCUGUCUGCUUUUUGUGUAACUGGUUAGAUAUUUUUUAGUUUUAUUUACGAAUUCGUCGUCGAAUAGCCGUCAAAAGUCGUUUU
This is a messenger RNA of Helobdella robusta, 1687 nucleotides long. RefSeq lists its product as hypothetical. The record is from RefSeq and is a predicted model, not a curated record. Gene Ontology annotation, molecular function: ATP:ADP antiporter activity. Gene Ontology annotation, biological process: mitochondrial ATP transmembrane transport; mitochondrial ADP transmembrane transport. Gene Ontology annotation, cellular component: mitochondrial inner membrane. Lineage: Eukaryota; Metazoa; Annelida; Clitellata; Rhynchobdellida; Glossiphoniidae. Bases 87 to 1010 code for a protein of 307 amino acids. The transcript has 7 exons.